AUGCAAAAAGGCAUCCCUCCCGAUCCCCCCAUCAAAAAUGGAACCAAUUCACGCUUCAAAGAUGGUGAUGAGGAGGAGGAGGAUGUCAUUUUGAUCAAGUCCAUUACUCGACAGUCGCCGUUGCCUCGUUCUGCUCCCAGGAAGCGAAGACGCCAGGAUACUGCCGGCCAAUCCGAGGCCAAGCUCUACACGGAGACGGUCCAAUCCGACGGCACAGUUGUCAUCGAAUUCGAUUCAGACAAUGAUGCGGACAGGGGUGCAGACAGUGAUUCAGAGACUGAAAUCACUAAGAUAUCCUCGGUCGCAAAGCCAAGCCCCAAGCUGCCCUUUCAGGAUCCUGAUGGCGUUUCUGGUUUGAACGAUCAACCAUUUGUCAAGCGCCGCAAGCAAUUCAGGACAGAAGCUAAAGCACAUAGUUUUGGGAAGUCGAAGAAGGCGAAAGAUGAGCAAGUCCAUCAAGCUAGCCGUCGAGGACCCGGCAGGCGUGUCAGAUGUGAGACGGUCGAGGACGAGGGAACUCCUGACUGUACCGAUAAUACUGUCAUCCAUCAAUACGAGAUUCAUCCGCGAUCUAUGGACAUUUCCGAGUCAAAGGACGCAGAAGUGGACUGGCAAAGCUCGGCCUAUACACUUGCCUGA
Messenger RNA from Pestalotiopsis fici W106-1, 639 nucleotides. RefSeq lists its product as uncharacterized. NCBI's taxonomy places the organism in Eukaryota, Fungi, Ascomycota, Sordariomycetes, Amphisphaeriales, Sporocadaceae. The record is from RefSeq and is a predicted model, not a curated record. The transcript has a single exon. The coding region runs from base 1 to 639 and encodes 212 amino acids.